AUGUCUCCCCAAGACCUUCGCAAAACGGCUCCCCCGAGCCAGAACCUCGGGAACCUCACGGUCCGUAAUUCGCGGCAUUGCAACCUCAACCUUUGUGUCUGCACACCUUUCCUGCCAGUUGACGAGCUGAACGCGCUCUCGUGCACGUUCGAAGGAUGCGCGAGCUCAGGCGUGUACCAUCAACACUGCAUCGAGGCGUUUUUAAAGAGCAUCCGGCUGGACAAGCAACGGAAGACGGGCUUCCAAUGUCCACGUGGCAAUGGCAAAGCGACGAAGUUCGACAAGCCGUGUCCCGGACGUAUCACCAAGUCCCACCCGAUUCAUGCUCGGAACGAAAACAGCAAGAAGCGGCGAAAGGCCAAGAUGCCCGAGCCCCCUCCAGCCCCUGUGGGAGCUGCGGGGAAGAAGGGCGGCAAAAGCAAGGACGACAAGAAGGCCGACAGUAAAUCCGGCGACGGCAAAAAGGAAGGAAAAACGAGCGAUAGUAAAAAGGAGGGGAAAGCAGGCGACGGCAGCAAGUCGAAAGGAUCAUUCUCCGUGCCCUCCUCGUCUUCCAAAACCUCCACCUCUUUACCCGCCGCCCCUGCGCCAAAGCCCACGGUCGCGCUACUCGUGCGCUCGUCUCUCCCCCCCGCUGCCAAGGCCGCCGCGUCCGUGGCCAAGUCCGCGUCUGGUGGGGCCGGCCCGACUUCCCCGUCGACUACUAGCGGGGGUAUAGGCGCGUCUGGUGGGGGCAGUGGGAGUGGGGGAGUGCCGGUGAAGGUUCUGUCUAAGUCGUGGAGUGCUGCAGCUGCGGGGCUGAAGGAUGCGGCGGCAGCAGCUGUUGGUGCUGUGGGCAGCAGUAGCGGUAGUGGUGGCGGGAGCGGGCCUGCGAAUGCGUGGUCUUCGUCGCCUGGCAUCGUGUCCGGACCUUCCAAAGGGAAGAACUCGGAGAGCAAGGCGGAAAAGAUUUCGUCCCCGAAGGACACGUCAUUGCAACAAGACGCCACUACCGGAGGCAAGGCAUCUGACAAACCUGCAGCAGGAGGAACAGGAGCCGAGGAGAAGAGCAGGAAAGACAAGUCCGGGAGCAAAGCGGCUAGCCAAGAGGGGGAAGGGAAGGCGGAGAACGGUAGUAAUAGUGGUAGUGGUAAGGGGAGUCAAUCCAGACAGAAGAAGAAAGGCAAGGAGCAAUCGGUUCCCGUACCUGCGGUUCCUGCUCCGGUGACCGCCGCCGUGCCUGCGAACUCGGUUUGGAAAGCCAAGCCUGCUGCGCUGCUGCUUCGGCCAGAGGCUGGGAAGGCUCAGGCACCGAGCCAACAGCAGGCACAGCAGCAGAAGCAGCCAUCGCAGCAGCAGCAGCAGCAACCGCAGGAGGAGCAGCAGCAGCAGGGGAAGCAGGCUGGAAGGGCGACAACAGAGUCGCAAGGGAAGGCAGAUACCACUGUCACCUCCUCUCCUGUACCUCCUCCCCCCAUCAAAACCACAACCACCGUCUCCCCAGAACCCCCUCCCCCGUCUUCCACCCAUCUCCCGUCGUCCACUUCCCUCUCCGUUUGGACCAAGGAAUCCUCCUCACUCCACUCCGCCUCUCUCCACUCCUCUCUCCAUCCCGCCCCCCCGUCCUCCUCCACUUCCUCGUCCUCCACACCAACUGAGUGCGAAUUCUCCACCACCUCAGGGCUCUCCUCCCCUCCUUCCUCCUUCCCCUCUACCCCCCGCGCCAUGGCUAGCCUUUCCCCCUCCGCCAGCAUGGGCAGUUGCGCCGACCACCUCCCUGCUGAGCCUGUUACCGAGCCUGCCUCCAGCCCAGCUGAACCGGUUGCCGAGCCUAGCGUCGUGGGGUCGGAAACGUUGUUGAGUGGGGAGGGGAGUGGGAGCGGAAGGGCGGUUAGUGAUGUGGGCGUGCAGGAGGGGUUGCGAGUGAAAGCAGAUCCGCAGGCACAGCAGCAGCAGCAGCAGCAGCCGCAACAGCAGAAACAGUUGCAGCAGCAGCCGCCGCGAAAUACGGUGUUGGCUGCAGAGGGUGUUGCAGCAGGCGAGGCCGGCAAGCACAGCAAUGUGACAAAUCCGGGCAUGGGCUCAGUAUCCGUUGAUGGCAGUGCUGCUGCUGACAACGCGGCUGCAUCUGUUGGUGCCGCCGCAGCUAGUGCUGCAGCCAUUGCUGGUUCUGCAGAGACGGCUGGUGCUGCGCCGGCUGUGAGCAGUGGACUGCGCCCGUGGAGUGAUGCGUGCCGCUUUGCCCUGGAGACGAAUCGCCGGCGAGUCUACGUGCGCCAGCUGCAAGAGCUCGGAUUCCCCCUGGGAGAGGCGGCGCAGGCGGUGCUGGUGCAUGGGGGCGACCUGGGUGGCUGUCUCAACCACCUGCUCGUCUACCACGAGUGCUCCUGCCGCCCUUCCGCCCUCUCUGCUUUCACGCCCUCCCCAUUCGUCGAUAUUUCCCUCGAGUUGCAAGCUCUUUCUGAGAUCAUGUCAGCUGGGAAAGUUUACGUGCCCGAGAGCAUAGGCAGGUUGUGGGGGGCAUCAGGAGGAGCAGCGGCAGGCAUGGCGGCACAGGACGAUUCGCAGUGGUUGUGUGGGGUGAACAGUGACAGGAGCAGCGGCACUGCAAGUGGGCUCAGCAGUUGCAGCAACAGCAGCCACGGUUAUUCGCAAUAUUCUGAAGAGGAGGGGCUUGGUGAUUCGCUGUUGCUGCUUCCAGGGGAUGAGGAGGAUCUUUUCUCCCGGAUCCUUCCUGGCCUGCUGGGCUAA
Messenger RNA from Closterium sp. Yama58-4, 2730 nucleotides. Lineage: Eukaryota; Viridiplantae; Streptophyta; Zygnematophyceae; Desmidiales; Closteriaceae. The record is from the annotation of a GenBank genome assembly.